AUGGAGCACCCAACCUCCAAAGUGAUCUUGACCUCCGACAAUUUUUCCCAUACGCAAGAAAUCUCCCGUGCUACGUCGCCUGGUGGUGAGCCUGCAGUCAUGAAUGGGGACGGCGAGCCCAAAGCUCGGGUGCGCCCCCGAACAUACCCUUAUUUCAAAUACCUACCAUACCAGCUCGAAGACGAACCUGAGAGGAAUCGGACAUUACACGAGAUCCUGAAUCACCUCUAUAUUUCCGUGGAGGCAGGUGACUUCAGCCCUGGUGCUGUGCAUUGGACGCGUGAGCUUCGGGGAUGGCUAUCUCUGAAAUUCGAUCCGACCCGGAAGGAGAGAAUCAAUCUGGUCAGGCUUUAUUAUGAGCUGGCGCUGGCCCCGGGGAUUGAUCCCAACGUGGCGGAACGCUUCGCUAGCAUGUUCAUGCUGCUAACAAAGCGCAAGCACUAUCUCCGCCCUGUCAAGGAUCUGAUUCUUGAUUGGAAGCCUCUUUACAAGGAACUAAAGGCCUUUGUGCUUCCAACGGAGUCGGGUCUCGUUCACUCAACAAAUCUCAAACGCAAUGUCAAAACGCUGACGAAAAUGUGCGCCUUCUCACAAUUGUUCUUCGAUCCCUGCGAGAUACCGGCGAUGCUUGAGGAAUUCCUUCCGCAUUACACGACGUCUUUCUCAGAAGGGGCUUUCGUUGUAGCAGGCUUAAUCAAUCUGAUGCUGCCGACUUUACCUCCCCCUGCCGAUAGAGCAGAUCUUCUACCACAGAAAUAUCUACCGACACAAUUUCACCUAUGGUCGCUUGUUGGCCGCUCAAAGACCUUUGACACCACUUAUCUCGAUUAUCUGUCCCGCCUCGCACGGGACUCGCUUUCUGCGGCACAUAUCCCAUUUUCUGAGCAUGGUAUAUUCACCAAGGAACAAUCGUCGCUUAUUUUCACAGCAAUCUUGCGUCUCCUAGAAAUCCCAGUCGGGCAAUCUACCUCGCCAUACAGUGCACUCGUGGACAUUUCAUCUGGUUUGGGCAUCAUGCUCGACCGCGACACUCGCAAGCAUCCUGUGGCCCAUCACAUUGCCCGCUGGAUAGUCCUGUCGCUCUCCCCAGCCUGUUUGGAGUCUGAGAACUCGAUUCUGUCACAACUCGAGGGAUUGAUUCAAGCUGUGGAGACAUUCUUCCAUCCCUCGAACUCCGGUGGCUGGACGAAGACCCUUUCUCAGCUUGUCUACUAUCUCACUGAUUUUUUUGUCAUGAGAUGGAAUCGUGAGCACAGUGGUGAGAUGGAGAUACCUGCCGAGCGGAAACUUAACGAGGCAUUGAAGCGUCGCUUCGUCUUGUGCCUCAGAGACGUCAUCUUUAUGGGCAUUUAUGCAAAGAGUAGCACAGCAAUGACAUUCUCCUUGUCAACCUUACAAGGGUUGGCUUACCUGGAGCCACAUCUCAUUCUACCCGGAGCUUUGCAGAGAAUAUAUCCUUCUCUGCAAGGAUUAGUCGAAGUCCAUCGAACGACUUCUUCCCUACGUGCAAUGCAAGUGCUCUCACGAGUGAUCACACGCACAAGAGGUUAUCGAUGCCACAUGACCACACUUAUGGGACUAGCUUUGCCAGGGAUUGACGCCAACGACUUGGAUAAAUCCCUUCACGCGCUAUCCUUUAUUCAGUCAGCAUGCUAUAAUAUCCCCAUGGUCGAUCUGACUCAGGGUAGAGAAGACGUCAAUUGCAACAUGCUGGCCUUGCAGUGGGUUACAGGAGAGAUGGAGAGGAUGGAAGAACAAGGUGCUGAUCUUCAGAUGGAUUAUGACACCGAAUUGGAUGAUGAGACUGAAGAAAUGAUACUGCGCUCAUCAACAUGCGGCUUUGGUGAUUUUACCAUCUCGUUCCUUGGCCGGGUAUUCACUUUGCUUGAAAACCUGCCCGACGUCACAAGGGUGCGUAACGGAUCACCGGAAGAGAAUAUUGUGAACACACUUCCAGCAACGUUCAUGCCCUUGCUAGCUUCGUUAUCACCUGAGUACUACGACAUUGCGUUGUCCAAAAUCGCCGAUUUCGUUUCGAACCAUGUGAUUCAUCAAGCUCGAGAUGCGAUGGCAUUCAUUUGUAACGCUCUAUGCAAGGUGCAUCCGGAGAAAGCUCUGAAACGGUUUAUUCCGAAUCUUAUCCAAGCGAUCCGUACGGAGAUUGAAGAGAACGGCGCUGGCUCAACAAGGACGACGGGUACAGAUGUUUUACCUCGUGAUCGCGGUCUUGUAUGGAAUGUCAGCAUGCUAAGCAUGUGCGUGGUUCAUGUGGGCGAUGCUGUGCUUGCUCAUCGCCAAGAGCUUUUCGAUAUUGCAGUGUACAUGCAGCAGAAAUGCCGCGGGAUUCCUACCGUGCACAUUUCCAACUUUAUACAUCACCUUUUGCUCAACCUUACGGGCACGUACACCAGCGACUACGCUCUUUACGAGAAUUCUGACGUUCAGGAUGGAAUACAGCCAACACAUUGGAACUACAAAGCUGAUGUGAACAAAUUGAACAUCAAGUGGCAUGUCCCCAAGCGUCCAGAGCUUGAAUUUGCUGUGGAAGUAUUUAAGAACCAAGCCGAAUCAGCUCUGAAGCACUUAUCAGGGCUGACGAAUGAGACAUCGAGCGUCAAGCGGGACGGAAGUGGGAAAGAUUGGUCUGAUGAAGUCACCCGAAAUCUUGUCCUGCUUCGGCUGCUCUUGUCUGGAAUAUCCGUGCUGUUUGACUCCAAGGCUACAAGCAAUACUGUCAAAAACUCGCCCGAAGAUCAAUCAUCUGGUUCUGAGAAUCAAGGCAUGGACGAGGGACCGGAUGGGGAUUCCGAUGCAUUGCUGGAUACCUCAGACGAGUCUGCGAUCAAAGAAAAUUUCACAUAUCCAACAGGAUACCCACUUGAAGAAGGAGAUGGUCUCUACACCACGAUUCACGAGAUUCGCGAGCGCGCAGGAUACGUGCUGCAUGAGGUCCACCGAUUUUUGAGCGACAAACAGGAAGACGACGUCCCAUGCUUUGGUGCGCUGUACUCGGCUUACCGCUCAUGGUUUGUUGACGUGGGUAUCGAGCGCUCGGCCCAUGUUCUUGAUCGAGUCACACGCCUAUUGGCAGCUGACGUGCACCCGUACAAGAUGAGUGGUGUACGCAAAGACUACCCUCGAGCUCUCCUCGUGCGUAGAGCGAACGUCUACCACUUGCAGCGUUUACGACACAACGCCGCCCCUCGAGCUCGGUCCAAGCUUGACGAGAUCUUGCUGUAUGACCUUGCCGAGUCCUGCGUUUCUGUCUACACAGAGACUCGGAGGAAUGCUCAGAAUGCGGGUGAAUCGGCGUUGAAAUCGGUCUGGGGUGCAAGAACACUGAUCAUCCCGCCCCUGCUCAAGGCACUGCAAAAGGGAGUGAAGGAAAAUGACCACGCGCGAAUCAAAGGUGCGCUCUUCUCUUUGCUCCUGAGCAGCGUUGCGAAGACAGUUGGCCGAAACUGGAAGUACACGCCCGCAUUGAUCCGAACCUUCAUUGAUGCCAGCGCUGUGGACAAGCCUUCUGUGCAGAAAAUCUGCUCCAGUGCUGUGUUCCAAGUCAUGGACUACGGCCGCGCAAUGGAACGCAUGGCAAUCUUGGACAAGAAUAUCGUUGAAGCAAUUGCUCCAAGUGAUGAUUUCCACGAGGCCAUUGAGCAGAAACGCCAGGCAAUCGCAAAUAAGCGCGUCGUCAUUGAGAAGAAGAAGGCUGACUUGGCCGAGGAGCUGGUCAAUUUGGCACGAGUCUCUCAUUGGAAGAUCGCCAGCCGCGCUGCGACAAUUGUUAUUACUAUGGGGCUUCGAUUCGACUACAUCGCGAGUAACAAUCUAAUUGAGCUUGUCACCCUCGGCUCGAUUGAUGACCACCCUGGCCUUCGAGGCAUGUACUCUCAAGCCCUUAUUGCGCUCUUCACGAUGGUUGAUGUUCGAGCAAUCUGUUCGCACGAAUACAAGAAUUAUAUUCUCGGCCACCAGCGUUUCCCCUCCAAGAUCAAGGUAGCUACUCGUCCGCACGAGGAAAAGUGGACCGAAGAUUACCUUGCGGGAUUUGCCAAGCCAGAGGCUGAGUACUAUGUUGACCAUGAUUUCCCGGGUUGGUUGGUGUGGGGCAAGACAAUGCCUGCAUACAAGUCCAAUAUCGGCCGCGACAUUGAGUAUGAUGAGGUCGAGUGGAAUGUGCGGACCCAGAUGGGCAAGUUGUUCACACGUGAAUGGUUCUCCAAGUUCUUCGCGUAUCUCAAACAAGAACCACGGGAUCCGUCGGCGGAUAAGUUCCGCAUGUCUUGUGCCAUGAUGCUUCUUUAUGCCUUUGAGCUGAUGUUGCGGGAUGGUCUUACCGCUGCCUCGUUCCAGGACAUUCAGGAAGAGGUAAAAGAAGUGUUUGAGGACGGAAGUGACAAACAUCAACACCGAGCGACGGCCGAGAUUCUUGGGGCUUUGAUCAGUUCCGUCACGGAUACUAGCGUGGAGAAUCGCACGCUCGUCUGGGAAUAUGCAUUCCCGAUUGUGCGUCAAAUCUUCACAGAUGGUCUCACACCGGAAAAUUCUGGUUAUUGGACAACAUUCCUUCAUAUGAUUUUGCAAUGCCGCGACCCUCGUCGUGCCUGGCCUUUGGUCGAUUGGCUUGCCAGCUUCCGCCUGGACAUGUCGACCAAUGCAGCCUUCAAGGAGAGUUCAAAAAUCAACCUGCUCCACCAGUGCAUUAUUGAUGCUGGAUGGCAUUUCCAACUCGAGAAGCCCAUUGUUCAAGAUUUCCUUGCCCAUCUGGAUCACCCUUAUAAGGGCGUGCGAGAAGCUAUGGGUCAAACCCUUGCGACCAUCUAUCGCACAAGAUAUCAUGAGUCGUACCCGGAUCUGAAGCAUCUGCUGGAAGACCAAAAUGCGGCAUCCUCUGUCGGUACGUAUCCUUACUCGCCUUCUGAGGAAUUCUCCCAGAUGCUGCGCGGCGUCUUUGACCAGAUUGAAAAAUGGCGACACAUCCGAACACCCGGCCAACAGACUCCGUCGUCGUACACAUCGGGAAGCAAGACCGUGUUGCUUUGGCUUGACUCCACAUUAUCCUCUCACGAGUGUACUCAACUUGUACCUUUCUUCCCCGACGUGUUUACGGCUCAGCUUUUGCACAUGAUGGAUGUGAAGGAAGACCCUGAGCUUCAAUCUUUGGCAUACCACGUUUUCCGCCAUCUCCCCAACAUCCCUUAUCCCGCGGAAAAAGAUUCAGGCUUCAUUCAGUCCCUCAUUCGGAUCGGCCAGACCUCGCCCUCGUGGCACCAGCGUUUGCGCGUGAUGAUCAAUAUUCAAAUCAUCUAUUUCCGCCGAUUGUUCUUGCUGGACUCGGCUGAUCGUGACAAGCUCUUCGAGUGCAUUGCCUCUAUGCUUGAGGAUCCCCAGCAUGAAGUUCGUGUUGGCGCCUCGGCUACACUAUCGGGAAUGGUUCGUUGCUCUCCUGUCUACCUCCGAGAUGCAAUGGUGCACCGAUUCCAAGGGCGCUUCACCAAGUUGCUCGCCGAUAACCCCCUGCCCAAGAAACCACGCAACCUGCGGUCCGGUGUCAUAUCCGCUGUGUCGUCUGGCACCUCGACUCCCACGCCUGAACACAACCGACUCGUCAUUGUUCGCCAUGGAGCAGUACUUGGCCUCGGUGCAUUGAUCCAGGCAUUUCCCUACAACAGCCCUCCACCUCGCUGGAUGCCAGAGGCGUUGACCACACUGAGUAUCCGUGCCGCAAGUGAUCCAGGGGUCGUUGGAUCCAGUGUCAAGUCGAUCAUCAGCGAAUUCAAGAAGACUCGCCAGGAUACGUGGCAUAUCGAUGCAAAGGCAUUCACUUCGGAUCAGCUUGAAGACCUUUCGGGUGUGCUAUGGAAAAGCUACUUCGCCUAA
Molecule: messenger RNA, 5880 nt
Organism: Penicillium diatomitis
Lineage: Eukaryota; Fungi; Ascomycota; Eurotiomycetes; Eurotiales; Aspergillaceae
Product: proteasome activator BLM10
Exons: 3
Coding region: 1-5880 (1959 amino acids)
Biological process (GO): proteasomal ubiquitin-independent protein catabolic process
Cellular component (GO): nucleus; cytosol
Molecular function (GO): proteasome binding; peptidase activator activity
Source: RefSeq, a predicted model, not a curated record